This is a messenger RNA of Phalaenopsis equestris, 2721 nucleotides long. RefSeq names its product DEAD-box ATP-dependent RNA helicase 1. The transcript has 10 exons. The coding region runs from base 498 to 2051 and encodes 517 amino acids. Gene Ontology annotation, cellular component: nucleus. Gene Ontology annotation, molecular function: nucleic acid binding; ATP binding. NCBI's taxonomy places the organism in Eukaryota, Viridiplantae, Streptophyta, Magnoliopsida, Asparagales, Orchidaceae. The record is from RefSeq and is a predicted model, not a curated record.
UCCAAAACCCUCAGUGCGCGGAGAAGGAAGAAAAUCAAGACGGGGGCUCGCUGCUAGGGUAGUCAUCACCUGGAGCCGAAGCGGGUUUAAAGAACAAGAGGGGUUCGCCGCACUUUUCUAAUCAUUUAUCUCUACAAGGGUUUUUUCACCUGCAGGAGAUGAGAUUUAAGUAGGGUUUAGUAAUUUCUGUAAACCGAAAUUGAAUAUAGUAAAUCGCCCAAAACCACAGCCUUCGUGACUGAACCCUCGCGAUGCAGUCGCGAUUAGAGCUAACAGGGAUAGACGACGGGAUCGCAACUUACAGAUACUGGAAACUCUCAUCUUUCCCAUCUCUCUCUUUCCGCCUCUCCGAUCUUAACCGAAAUCUUGGAGGAUGGUAACUUCACAUGUUCAUUUUCGCGGGAAGCGUCUGUCCCGGCUUUUGUAAAUCUGCAGCUCCAAUUUAAAUCCACCAAUUCCGAAGAUUUAGUAAAUCCAGGUGAAAUUCCGGCCUUAAUAUGUUGCCAGAAAAGCCCAUAGGGAAGGAAAGCAUGGCUGAUUCGCAGCACAAGACCGUGCCAGUACUCCCGUGGAUGCGGAAUCCUGUUGACAUCGAAGUCUUCGAUGACUGUCCUCUCGGUCUCGUUCCACGCUUAGAUCCACGAUUAGUGGAGGCUUUGCGGAAAAUGGAUAUUCAAUCACUAUUUCCUGUGCAAGUAGCAAUGUGGCAAGAAACAAUUGGGCCCGGUGCAUUCGAGCGAGACAUUUGUGUCAACUCGCCAACUGGGAGUGGCAAGACAUUGGCCUAUGCGCUGCCCAUUGUUCAGAUUCUCUCAACUCGGAAGAUCAGAUGUUUGCGUGCAUUAGUUGUUUUGCCUACUCGAGACUUGGCUAUACAGGUUAAAGAAGUUUUUGCUGCUAUUGCUCCUGCUGUAGGCCUGAGCGUAGGAGUAGCUGUUGGUCAAUCUUCUAUUGCAGAUGAAGUUUCAAAGCUGGUUGAGCAGCCUAGACUUGAUACGUUUUCAGCUUUUGAUCCAGAGGAUUGGCCACCAGAACUUCAAAGUUCUGUGGACAUAUUAAUUGCAACUCCAGGAAGGCUAAUGGAUCAUAUUAAUACAACGAAAGGUUUCAGUCUGGAGCAUCUAUGUUAUUUGGUAGUUGAUGAGACAGAUAGAUUGUUAAGGGAAGCAUAUCAGUCUUGGUUACCUACAGUAAUUCAACUUGCUUGUAUGAAAAGUCUAGCUGGCUAUAAGGAAGAUGUGAUUUUCCCAUCAAUGUUCAAUUCCUUGACCACCAUAAGACGGACUGGCGUGGAAAGAGGGUUCAAGGGUAAAAGUUAUCCCAGACUUGUUAAGAUGAUAAUGUCUGCUACGCUGACACAAGAUCCAAGCAAGCUUUCUCAACUUGAUUUGCACCACCCCUUGUUGUUAACUAGUGGAGAUAGGCGGUACAAGCUACCUGAAAAACUGGAAUCAUACAAACUAAUUUGUGAAUCAAAGUUGAAGCCCUUGUAUUUAGUUGCACUUUUGCAAGAUCUAAGAGGGGAAAAAUCGAUUGUAUUUACAUCAUCCGUGGAGUCAACUCACCGGCUUUCCAAAUUACUAAAUUUAUUCGGAGAACUUCCUUGCAAAGUUAGUGAGUAUUCAAGUCUACAACACCAGUCUGUUCGAAGCAAGAGGUUGAAGGCUUUUAGGGAAGGUAAAAUAGAAGUUCUAAUUGCUUCAGAUGCAAUGACUCGAGGAAUGGAUGUUGAAGGAGUGAGAAAUGUCAUUAAUUAUGACAUGCCUACUUAUGUCAAGGCAUUCGUCCAUCGUGCAGGACGUACUGCACGAGCGGGAAAUAAGGGCCGUUGCUUUACUUUACUGAGGAAAGAUGAGACUAAACGCUUCAGAAAGAUCCUCAGCAAGGCUGGUAAGAUGGUCUGUAAUGCUCAUGUCUUACCUGCCAACUCAAUUGAACGCCUGAGGCCAGUUUAUUCCACUGCGCUGGAGAAGCUGAAGCAGUAUGUGGACUCUAGAAAAGGUAAAAAACAUGGUAUCAGGUUCAAGUCAGCAGAAGCUGAUGUAAAGUAGACAAAAUUGAAGGAUUGGACCCAUACUUGAGAUGGAUACUUCGCUAAUAUAACCUGACAAUCAUGCUCAAGAAAAUACCAUACUGAGUUGGUUUGUCAUUCAGGCUAUUCAAACUUUGGAUGCUUUAUUUUGGAGAUGAACGUCAAGAUCCAGAGAGCGGAAGAGUGGACCACUAACAAUGAUUGUUAGGAAAUUUUUUCAUGCAUUUUUUUUCAAUCGAUUUUUUUUGACACUGAUACUCAUACCGACAAAAUGGACUAAUGGAUGCGAGCGCUGUUUUAAAUAAUUAUCAGCUUGGUAUCAUGCCCUGUUUUAGGGAGAUAAGCAGCUCCCAUCAGAUCAUCUCAGCAAUCUUUGUUGUGUUUUGUGCCAUUGGAGUGGUCUUCCAGAGGACUCUUUCUGUAGCUCAGGUUAGUCCCAUCUAUAGAAAUGUUUGUUUAGAUAUGAAGUAUCUGUGGCUAAGUUCAUUUGAACGUGUUGUUAAAUUAAUUGUCAUGAUAAUUUUAACUGAAUUGCUUAAUUUUUUUCAUUUCUGAUGCAAUUUGAAUACAUAUCUGAUGUAUCCUUCGAGUUUCUUUGUAAAAUGUUAUGUUUCAUAGUAAUGAGUGCGUAGUGCGCUGGAAAAGAGCUGCAAAACAACUGGAAAUUUGGAAUGCAAGUUUCAUUUUUG